ACCCUCUGGGCCGGAUCUCGUCUCGCUGAGGCGGAGGAGGAGAAGGAGGAGGAGGACGUUCGGCCUGCGCAGUGAGAUGUUUGUCCGUCGCCGCCGCCGCCGCCAUCGCGGAGGAGCGCGAUAAAGGGAGCCGAGCCCGGCGCGAGGGGAAGCCCGCGGAGCCGCCGCGCCAGCGCAGCCCCCGGCCGAGCCCGAGCCGCCCGAGCCCGAGCCGCCGCCCCCGCCGCCGCGGCCGCCCAGGGGCCGGCCCGCCGCCCAGCCCAGCCCGGGGGCCGCGCCGCCGCCCCCCGCCGAGCCCCGCGGCUGCCCUCCCGCCUUCAAUGUGACACCGGCGCCUCCGAGUGCGAGCCGCAGCCGCCGCCGCCGUCAGCGCCGCCGCCGGGGAGGGGCCGAGCACCAUGUCGAAUCUGAGCAAAGGCACGGGCAGCCGGAAGGACACCAAGAUGCGGAUCCGGGCCUUUCCGAUGACCAUGGAUGAAAAAUAUGUAAACAGCAUUUGGGACCUUCUGAAAAAUGCAAUUCAAGAAAUCCAGCGUAAGAAUAACAGUGGUCUUAGUUUUGAGGAGCUCUAUAGAAAUGCAUAUACAAUGGUUUUGCAUAAACAUGGAGAAAAGCUCUACACUGGACUAAGAGAAGUUGUUACUGAACAUCUCAUAAAUAAGGAAUAAUACGUUAAGUGAUGUUGUGUCCUCAGUGCAUCACAUCAGGAGGCACAUGCUGUCAGUUUAUCCCAUUAUUGGUGAUGUUAACUUUGAUCACUUGGUGUCCGCCAGAUUUCUUCACUGUAAAGGUGCGAGAAGAUGUACUAAAUUCAUUGAAUAACAACUUUCUUCAAACACUAAAUCAAGCUUGGAAUGAUCAUCAAACAGCCAUGGUGAUGAUUAGAGACAUAUUAAUGUAUAUGGACCGUGUAUAUGUACAACAGAAUAAUGUAGAAAAUGUCUACAAUUUGGGAUUAAUAAUUUUUCGAGAUCAAGUUGUACGGUAUGGGUGUAUUAGGGAUCAUCUUCGGCAAACUUUAUUGGAUAUGAUUGCCAGAGAGCGGAAAGGAGAAGUUGUAGACAGAGGAGCAAUAAGAAAUGCUUGCCAGAUGUUAAUGAUUUUAGGUCUUGAAGGAAGAUCAGUCUAUGAGGAAGAUUUUGAGGCUCCGUUUUUGGAAAUGUCUGCAGAAUUUUUUCAGAUGGAAAGCCAGAAAUUUUUAGCAGAAAACAGUGCUUCAGUAUAUAUAAAGAAAGUAGAAGCUAGGAUUAAUGAGGAAAUAGAGCGGGUGAUGCACUGCCUUGACAAAUCCACAGAAGAGCCUAUUGUGAAGGUGGUGGAGAGGGAACUCAUUUCCAAGCACAUGAAGACUAUUGUAGAAAUGGAAAAUUCUGGGCUAGUACAUAUGCUGAAAAAUGGAAAGACAGAAGACCUUGCUUGCAUGUACAAAUUAUUUAGUCGUGUGCCAAAUGGUUUGAAGACCAUGUGUGAAUGUAUGAGUUGUUAUUUGAGGGAACAAGGAAAAGCCCUUGUUUCUGAGGAAGGAGAAGGGAAGAAUCCUGUUGACUAUAUCCAGGGCUUAUUGGAUCUAAAGAGUAGGUUUGAUCGCUUCCUCCAAGAAUCCUUCAAUAAUGACCGGCUCUUUAAACAGACUAUUGCUGGGGACUUCGAGUAUUUCUUAAACCUCAACUCUAGGUCUCCUGAAUACCUCUCAUUAUUUAUUGAUGAUAAACUGAAAAAGGGAGUCAAAGGGCUAACAGAACAAGAAGUAGAAACAAUAUUGGAUAAGGCAAUGGUCCUUUUUAGGUUUAUGCAAGAAAAAGAUGUAUUUGAACGUUAUUAUAAACAACACCUGGCAAGAAGACUGCUCACAAAUAAAAGUGUUUCUGAUGACUCUGAGAAAAAUAUGAUUUCUAAAUUAAAGACUGAGUGUGGAUGUCAAUUCACAUCGAAACUGGAAGGAAUGUUUAGGGAUAUGAGCAUCUCAAACACAACUAUGGAUGAGUUCAGGCAACAUCUACAGGCAACGGGGGUCUCUUUAGGUGGUGUUGAUCUCACAGUCCGGGUUCUCACAACGGGAUAUUGGCCUACUCAGUCAGCCACACCAAAGUGCAACAUCCCACCAGCACCAAGACAUGCUUUUGAGAUAUUUAGAAGGUUCUACUUAGCCAAACACAGUGGUCGACAGCUCACACUCCAGCAUCACAUGGGUUCUGCAGAUCUCAAUGCCACCUUUUAUGGUCCAGUUAAAAAGGAAGAUGGAUCUGAGGUUGGUGUUGGCGGUGCACAAGUAACUGGUUCUAAUACACGGAAGCACAUACUGCAAGUCUCCACUUUCCAGAUGACCAUAUUAAUGCUUUUUAAUAAUAGAGAGAAGUACACAUUUGAGGAAAUUCAACAAGAGACAGAUAUCCCUGAAAGAGAACUUGUUAGAGCCCUCCAGUCCCUCGCCUGUGGUAAACCAACACAGCGGGUCCUCACAAAAGAACCCAAGUCCAAGGAGAUAGAAAGUGGCCACAUAUUUACAGUUAAUGAUCAAUUCACAUCUAAACUACACAGAGUCAAGAUUCAAACAGUUGCAGCCAAACAAGGUGAAUCCGACCCAGAAAGGAAAGAAACAAGACAGAAAGUAGAUGAUGACAGAAAACAUGAGAUAGAAGCUGCUAUAGUGCGAAUAAUGAAGUCUAGGAAGAAGAUGCAGCACAAUGUUUUAGUAGCAGAGGUAACUCAGCAACUGAAGGCUCGAUUCUUACCAAGUCCAGUUGUUAUUAAGAAACGUAUUGAAGGACUUAUUGAGAGAGAAUAUUUGGCACGAACACCUGAGGAUCGCAAAGUAUACACAUAUGUAGCAUAAAAUGCAUUCAGAAAUUUGAUUUAUUCUUGGACUGUACUCUUCGCAUGGACUGGGAAGUUCUUUUAAAUCAUACUAUUAAGACGACCAUCUCUUCUGUUAAAUUGCAGUACGUGUUAUAGACCACUCAGAUCAAGCCUCUACUCCCUCUGAGAGUUUUCAACAUCAGUUGAUUGAGCUUCAGGCUUUCCAACGUUAUCCCUGUAGAGAUCAUCUUUACAGUUCCUCGGGAAAAUGUGAAUGUGCCGCGUUUUGUUUUCAAUAUUGUAUGAAAACAGGAAAAAAAUAAAACAAAUUUAGAAAACACAGCUCAUUAAAAUAAAAUUGUUGGAUUUCAUUUCCCCAGGUCUUCAGUGUUGAUGUAAAUGUGUUUCUGUAGUGUUGCUUAUUAGCACUUUGCGCAUUGUGUAAGUUGGGUAGCAAAAAUGGCAAAAGAGAUGCAAAAUUCCCAGUUAUCUUGCUCUGCUUGUGACAUUUCCUUCGCUGGUAUUGUUUAAAGGUUUGAUACAUAUACAAAGACCCAGGCAUACAAUUGGCGCAUGCUUUAUCCUACCACUUGCACUUCCUAGUCUCACAGCCUUAUGACCAAGGACCUUUAUUUGGACAUCAAUACAUACCCUGACUUGUUUUUCUCUAUUGUAAUCUGAGGUUUUCCAAAUUAAGUUCUAAGAUUAUUAGGUUUUGCUCUGAGUUAUUUCUAGAGAAAGAAAAUAUUUUAGUAUGUAUAAAUUGUACAAUAAUUUUUUUGCUGUUGUACUUACUGCUAACAGUGGAUUGUAUAGGGUGGUGUUUUUAUUUCAUUUAUUGUAGACAAAAUAAAUAAAUUUAGUAUUCACAUACACACUAACUCAAGUAUGUCAGAGCACAAAGGUGGCAGCUGGUUCUAUUUAAUUUAGUUCCUUUGAAAAGCACAUCCAUCCAUUCUACCAUUUGUUUAUAAAUAUAUCCCCCAUCCCCCCACACACAGUUUAAAUAUAUAUUUUGGUGAAGCUGUGGUACACCAUUAAUUGUUUCAAAAUGCAAUCUAAAGAUGCAAUAAAUAGAGUACCUUGAUAGUUUGAAGGAAUUCUUCAGUUCUUGCAGCUGUGUUUUAGAAAGUGAUUAAGCAAUAUUUUUCAAACGUGGAUAUUUAGCUAUCCAUUGUCCUCUGAAGAGUCCUUUUCAUGUUUUCAAAGAUGUGCUUUGUGCUGAAGAUUUGUGUGUCCGUUCCUCUGUGCUUCCAACUAUCACUGAAGUCUUCUACCUGAUUGAUCUGCCAAGGAUUAUAGUUUGCUUUAACUUCAGAGUAUUUUUAUCUUCCAUUUUAUUUAAUUUUGUUCCUUUUUCUUUUCUUUCAAGAUAAUGUUUUAGAUAUGUAAUUGGGGAAAACCACUAGAUUUCUGUCAAAAAAAUGAAAUGUUACUGAAUUCAAGUAACCAACUCUCCAUUGAAUAUCAAUACUGUUGAUAUACUUAUUAGAAUGUAUGUCUCAGAAGAUGGUUUCUGUUAAAUAUAUGAAGUUACAAUUACUGAAUUCUAAUAUGGAUUAAAAGCUCCACAUAAAUAUUUUCCCCAUGCGUCUUGGAUUAUAAUUUUCCUUUUAGACUUGCUUUUAUUGCAUUUAAAUUUGCUUUUAUAUGUACUGUUAAUUUUAAGUCUUAGGAUCUUAAUCUCUACAUGUUCUCCACCUUUCCAUGAGACAGUAAAGGUGUGGGCAGUACGGACAGGUUCUCGGUGCACCUUGCUGUGCUUGCACAGGUACGGUGGGACACUGAUGGAUUGCUUUCUGGUGUAAAUAGAAUUUUUACGAAGGAAGCUACUUUUAACAGUUUGGAAGUGAAGACAGCUCAGCUGUACAGAUUAGGUCUAAUGUAUAUGUAGGGACAUAAAGGUUUGCUAAUUGUUCUGGUAGAUGCUUGCUUCUGAGUUAAAGUAAAUGUAUUUGUUGGGCAAUGCUGGCUCUGCUACCUUACAAAAUUCAUGUGAUGCAUUUGGUAUUUCUCAGCAAUAGGUCAUUGACAUUUUUAUCCUCUAAAUGUUUUAAAAGAAUAAUGUGAUGAGAUUCUUUUUUGUGACUUGAAUUUUAGGAAAGAUGGAUAAUUUUUCCAGCUAUAAAAAAUGAUGUCAUUAAUUGUUAAGUUAUUCUUUGCUGUCAUUCUUUGUGGGACAGCAUUUUUUUAUUUGUCAUUUAAAUAUUGAAAAUUUAUUCCAAUUAGGAAACAGCUUCACAAAAUAAAAAAUAUGGUUGUAAUUCCAA
Molecule: messenger RNA, 5066 nt
Organism: Mus musculus (house mouse)
Lineage: Eukaryota; Metazoa; Chordata; Mammalia; Rodentia; Muridae
Gene: Cul3
Product: cullin 3
Exons: 17
Coding region: 680-2833 (717 amino acids)
Biological process (GO): endoplasmic reticulum to Golgi vesicle-mediated transport; protein polyubiquitination; cellular response to oxidative stress
Cellular component (GO): centrosome; sperm flagellum; Golgi apparatus
Molecular function (GO): ubiquitin protein ligase binding; ubiquitin ligase complex scaffold activity; Notch binding
Source: RefSeq, marked validated